This is a messenger RNA of Anopheles merus, 4538 nucleotides long. RefSeq names its product crossover junction endonuclease MUS81 (gene mus81). The transcript is spliced from 4 exons. Lineage: Eukaryota; Metazoa; Arthropoda; Insecta; Diptera; Culicidae. Gene Ontology annotation, biological process: mitotic intra-S DNA damage checkpoint signaling; resolution of meiotic recombination intermediates; double-strand break repair via break-induced replication. The record is from RefSeq and is a predicted model, not a curated record. Gene Ontology annotation, molecular function: 3'-flap endonuclease activity; DNA binding; crossover junction DNA endonuclease activity. Bases 90 to 1481 code for a protein of 463 amino acids. Gene Ontology annotation, cellular component: nucleus; Holliday junction resolvase complex.
CGUUGAAAACAAAAACCUGGUAUUCAACGCAUCUCAUCUUGUUGGGGUGCAGCAAUUCAACUCAAAAUGGUGUUAAACAUCAAACAAUUAUGCCACAAAUAAAGUGCAGUAUUACACUAGAAAAGGAACACUCCAGGAGCGAUGCAUCCGCCUCGCAGCAGCAACCCAAUCGGCGCAGGAUAAGCGUCCGGCUCAAGCGACCGAACCCACUGUUCGAAAUGUGGUUAGAAGAAAUGAUAGCCAAAGCGGAAGAAAAGAACACGAUGGGUAAGAUGGCGCUCCAGAAAGCACUCACCUCCUUGCGGCGCUAUCCGCUUCCGCUGGCAACGGGCCGGGACUGUAUAGCGUUGAUGGAUUUCGGCAAAACGAUCUGCGAAAACCUCGAUCGAAGGCUAAAGGCGUACCUUGCUAGCGGUGGGCGGGUAGUGUCCGAUCAUACGCCAGCAAUUGAGGCUCUCUUGAAUGAUGAGCAAGGAGAACAUUACCUGGAACUUACGCGCACAGUACGGCGAGAACGUGAGGAAGAGGUUAUGGUGGUUGCCGAGGAAACAGAACCCAUGGAGGAAGCCAUGCCAAACGACUCCAUUUUCGAUCACGUCCCCGGUGCUGCGGCAGGAGGUGAUGAAUUCGUUCGCAUAACGCACCCGAAAGCGAUCCUGCUGGUAGACACGUGUGAAACGAUGGGCAAAUCGAAAAGUGGUCUAGAUCGAACGCUACAGGAGCUGACGCAGUACGGCGUGGAGCACGAGGUACGGCGCUUGAGUGUGGGCGAUUUCGCGUGGAUCGUGCGGGACGAUUCGGGCAGGGAGUUUCUGCUGCCCUACGUAGUGGAACGUAAGCGCAUGGACGAUCUGGCCAGCAGCAUCAAAGAUGGCCGGUUUCACGAGCAAAAGUUUCGCCUGAUGCAGUGUGGCCUUCCCAAUGUGAUUUACCUGAUUGAGCAUCUUGGGAACAACCGGCAGGUCGGUGUACCGGAGGGAACGCUUACCCAAGCGGCAAUCAACACGUACGUGCAGGGGUUCACCGUAAAGUACACGGAAAACCAUCACCACACUGUCCUGUACCUUUCGGUGAUGACAAACUUUUUGAACAAUUCGCUUCAGAACAAACUUUACCUCGACGUUACUAACCGGCCCGCAACGGAGCACGCUUUCGAAUAUCGCUUCUCCAGUCAAACCGUUCCACUGCUUUCGUUUGAAUAUUUCUACAAACAAUCGUCCAAAACACGCGACACCACCGUGCGGGACACGUUCAUGAAGCAGCUGCUGCAAAUUAGGCUGCUUACGAUCGAGAAGAUAAAUGCCAUCGUGGAGAAGUACCCAACGCCCCAGAGUCUGUUCCGCGCGUACGAACGGUGCCCGAGCGAGACGGAGCGUCAGCGCCUGCUGAACCUACCGUACGGACCGACGAAGCGUACGAUCGGCGACAAGCUUAGCAAAAUCAUCUACCAGCUGAUGAUGAGUGAACGGUACACUUCGUGAGCCACCGGAGGUCGCUUGGGACGCCCAGCGUAGAGAUGGUCAUAUCGGUGCGUUUUGCUGAUGAGAUAGUUAGUGACAGCUGUGCCUCAAACGUUUUCUACUCCGGUAUCCCGUUCUUGAGGCUAUAGCAUGCUAUAGCUGUCUCUGCUGGAGGACUUCUUCAAAGGAUGUUACAAACUACAUCAUGCUGUUCCCUGUGUAUAACAUAGCCUUAGCUCUGCAAUGGGAUGGAUUCCGAAGCACAUCUGUAAGGGAUGUUACAGACUCUCUUCGACGACAUGUCGAACUGGCAGACUGGUAAAAUGUAUCAUCACAUAUCCAAGCUUGAGUACACGAACUUGCUAUAUCCUCUUAGAAGGAUAGUGGCCCAUUGCAAACAUAGAAACAUGUGGUUACCCCAAUCAACUGGGGUGGCAGAACGUUAGGUGUUCUGCGAAAUGGAAUCAACGAUAUCGGCCUUACGCUAUGCACGGCGAUGGACAUGGACGUGAGGUUGCAGCUAGGAAUCGAGCAUCCUGCAGAAUUAUUGUUCACCAGGCCAUGUCGCGAUGACAUGCUGGUACGAUUUUUUGAGAAAGCCAUCGAGAGAGAGUCGCUCCUUGAGGACUUCUUCAAAGGAUGUUACAAACUACAUCAUGCUGUUCCCUGUGUAUAACAUAGCCUUAGCUCUGCAAUGGGAUGGAUUCCGAAGCACAUCUGUAAGGGAUGUUACAGACUCUCUUCGACGACAUGUCGAACUGGCAGACUGGUAAAAUGUAUCAUCACAUAUCCAAGCUUGAGUACACGAACUUGCUAUAUCCUCUUAGAAGGAUAGUGGCCCAUUGCAAACAUAGAAACUUGUGGUUACCCCAAUCAACUGGGGUGGCAGAACGUUAGGUGUUCUGCGAAAUGGAAUCAACGAUAUCGGCCUUACGCUAUGCACGGCGAUGGACAUGGACGUGAGGUUGCAGCUAGGAAUCGAGCAUCCUGCAGAAUUAUUGUUCACCAGGCCAUGUCGCGAUGAGAUGCUCUUUUGUGUGCAGGCCAUCGAGAAAGAGAGAGAGAGAGCUAUGUGCCGCUUUUAAUUAUCAUGCUAUAACCACAGUGUGGGUCGUCGCGAAAGUGUUUGAAAUACUCUUUAUGAACUCUUCUUGGCUUCUGCUUAUAACAUUAACACUAAUCAGCACGAAUUCGUUCCCCGAAGGUUAACAACGAAAAAUCUUGGGCAAAUACAAACCUACAGCCAUCAACGUAUUGAUGCGCAUUUUCAUGUAGAUGUCAUGUAUAAUAACAUCAUAAAAGUCGCCUUCGACACUGUGUCUCAUAACAUAUUACUCUCCAAACUAAGUCCCAGGACAACUCUUAAAAUGAGUUCAUGGAACAUACGCACUCUUAGCGGAACCGGAACAUUAAAACAGUGAUGACCAACUGCUUGACACGCUAAACAUCGACAUGGAUUGUGAGCUUCGGAUGAAAUUAUUAGUUUGAAGGGCUAUAGAUGAUUGGUUAUGUAUCCUACGCGCAUGUGAGGCAGAUUUUUCAACAUAAUCCGCACAAACUGUUACGUCCCUAUCGAAGGCAACUAGGAAAAAACGAUCGACGCUGACGACAGUCAAUUAGCAGCACGAGUUAUUUACAAUACAGCGUAACCCCGCAACAAAGGCCGAAACAUGAUGGGUGUGAAGUGGUCGUCGGAACAAGAGCUAUCUUUGUUGCCCAGUGAGCCGAACGAAACGAACAAACGGUGAGGAAAAUCUGUGUACAUCCUGCCAUCGGGUAAAUCGAGCAACCGACUGUACGAAGAGUGUGGAGCGCGGCAAGAAACGGCGGGGCAAACGGUGGCCACGGGCGCGAUGCUUUGCGCCAGCACUCCAUGGGCUGGUGGGCGUUGGUGUCUACUUCUGGCUGCAAUCAACAAUCUUCUGCGCUUCGGCCUGUGCAUUCCAAAUAGGGAGAGAGAAAGUUAUAUCCAUUUUGUACACGGUUUGUACCAUGCAAUCGUUCGCUUCGGUUCGCUAACCGGGCUCGCCCACCCAUUCCCCAACCCUACCUGAAUCAUCCGGUAGAUGACGAGCAGCGAAUCAACCGGUGUUUUGCAUGCGUCCUGCCCGAAGGUACUGCCGAGCGGAUUGAUUCCCAUCGCACCUUGCGACCGCUUGCCCCAGGCCGGUGUGAAGGUCAGCUGAAAUGGCAUUUCUAUUAGUAGCUGCUGCUGGGGUGGUGCUAGGGCCGCGAACCUGCCGGCCCGCGGUAAACAUCAUCCAUCCAUCUGCGCUUACCUGAGCUUCGGUGAUCAACAUCAAAGAGGCACAAAUCAGCAGCACGGUGAACAGCUUCACGGUAUCCAUAUCGGCGCGGCACCGGCAAAGAUCUCGGCGGUAGAUUAAUUAGAAUUUUGUUAUUUGCUUUUUAAUGUUUGCCCGGUACGUUCGCUGGUUCCGGCGGUCGUUAGCGCUAGCUGUCGGCGGUUGAAUGGGCGCGCUACGCGACGAUGUAGCGUUUCCGAUUGAAUGGUGCAGCGUGUCUGAAUUCUGCCUGCUCCUGGUGUGUGGUUUUUUAUACCUCAGCAUGGUCUUAGCGUCCUAGCGGGCGAGUCCUUUUGUGAGCGUGGUCGGUUAUACGGUUUCCUUGAAGCCGCUGCAAUGCACUACUUCGCUGCACGGUCCGAGAUGAUGGCAAUGAGCCAAAAAGGGAGGAUUCUAAAAAAAGAGAGGAAAAAUGCUUCCAGACGUUGUACGGAAGUAAUUAAAGAUCCGUUUUAGUUUGCACUUGCAGGAUGGCAUGACGUACGAUGAUGCUGAACGUGCUAUGAUCCGUAGGCGGAAACAGUGGUAAAGAUGGGUAGGAAAAUCGUUAUGGCUCACGGCGUUUCGGAUUGCCUGAUGUGCGCCAAUAAUCAUGCAGUUAAACAUACACAAUCGACGAAUACCUACAUCUUGUUAAUGAAUAUGCUUUCAUAAUUCACACCGGUAUGGAUGGAUAGGUUAGCAAUGUUUAUAUGGAGCUAUGACUGCUGUUUUGUUUGUACUGAAUGAAUAAAAUGGAAAAUUGUGAUAUCUUUUGAAGUUAUAAAGGUAA